Molecule: messenger RNA, 1238 nt
Organism: Ruditapes philippinarum (Manila clam)
Lineage: Eukaryota; Metazoa; Mollusca; Bivalvia; Venerida; Veneridae
Product: D-beta-hydroxybutyrate dehydrogenase, mitochondrial-like
Exons: 8
Coding region: 6-1217 (403 amino acids)
Molecular function (GO): oxidoreductase activity
Source: RefSeq, a predicted model, not a curated record
GUGGUAUGAUGUCUAAAUUUGCUUUUUUUUGUACAGGGGACACAUCUUACAAGACACUGGGUGGAUAUUUAAAUUUUUUUUUUUUGCUGUUUCUAGCUUUUAAAAACAAGAUCAACAUGAAGUUGAAAACAUCUAUAGCGUUUCAUUCAUUUGAAUUAGCUUAUCUGGUGGUCUUGGCGAUUCUUCCAUUCAUUGCAGCCAUAAAAAUUGUUGCUACUAUCCUUGUUAGUUUCCUGCUGUUAUGUAGUCUGUUGGCAUUAAUCAAGAAGUUGACAAAAAGAUGCAUCAGCAUGAAUGGGCAGACAGUGGUUAUCUCAGGAUGUGAUACAGGUUUUGGUCAUGCAUUGGUAAAGAGGCUAGACUACUUGGGUUUCACUGUGGUUGCUGGUUGCCUUGACAACAAAGGAGAUGGUGCAGAGAUUCUACGUAAAUGGAGUGACUCUGGCAGAAUACAUGUUGUACAGCUGGAUGUUACAAGUGAUCAAUCUGUGGCCAGUCUUCAUACUUAUGUACAGAAACUGUCUCCAGAUGGUGUGUGGGCACUUGUGAACAAUGCAGGAGUUAAUUUUGUUGGUGAUAUAGAGUUCAGCACAAUGGAGCAGUUCAAGCGUGUAGCAGAAGUUAAUCAGUUUGGUGUGAUCAGACUCACCAAGGCUAUCUUACCUUUGGUGAGAAAAUGCAAAGGUAGAGUAAUCAAUGUUACAAGUGCAGAAGGCCGUAUAUGUUUACCAAGUUAUUCUGUGUAUGGAAGCACCAAGUAUGCUGUAGAAUCAUUCUCAGACUGUCUGAGGUUGGAGAUGAGAAAGUUUGGUGUGGGUGUCAUUAUCAUUGAGCCAGGAGAUUAUGCUGGAACUACAGGCAUGCUUAGUGCCAAAUCUUUACAUAAGUUACGUAAAGAGAUGGAUACAAUGUGGGGAAAUGCCUCGGAAGAAGUUAAGUCUGUGUAUGGCAAGGAUUAUUUUGAUGCUGUCUACGCGGGCACUGUAGAAGCUGCAAAAAAUGCUGCCAAGACAACCGGUUUAGUUAUAGACAGUUUGGAGGAUGCUGUCACAAAUACUCAUCCCAGGAUACGUUAUCUUGUUGAUGGAUCCUGUAAACUAAUUGAUGUCAAUAAUUGGUUGGUCAGAAUACGUUCUGUAAUCCCAGACAGCUGGUUAGAUUUUGUUCUGGAUUUCAAGUAUAAUCGACGUCUUCCACCUGUUGCAGAGAAAUUAUAACAUCAAAAUCUAUGGUGACAU